AGAAGUGUUGUACAGUUAGAGAGGUGUUGUAUAGUUAUGUACAUGUGUAGUAUAUUAACAACUUUAUAUGGAUGAAUAUUUGGUAACCACCUGCAGACUGACAGGAGGUGGCGCUGUAGACUGGAGGGAUUUAACAAGUGUUCCCUGUAGAGGAAAAGUAAAUGAUACUGUUGUCUGUAUACAUCCAUGUGCUGGUCCUGCUGGUUUAUAAAACCCAUCCCACAUUUUUUUUAUUGAAUUUUACAUAUAAACAUAUAUACAUAUAUACACAUACAGACAGACUAACAAUAUUAAUAAUUAAAUUAUACAAUGAAAUGUUUAGUCAGAAUUUCCACAGUACACUUGGGGAAUACAUGCUGGCUUUUUAUUAAGUUUAACUUUUGUUUUUACCCAUCAUUGAUGUGCCUGCGUGGAUUUGAGGCAAUGCAUACUCUGCAGAAAAUAUUAUUGUUGUGCAGUGCCUUUUGGGAGUAUUUAGAAGAAUAUUUCUCACUGAACAUUUUAGAAAUUACAGCUUUGCUCCAGUUUAGCAGUGUUGACGGAGUGGAUCAGAAAGUUGGAGUUGAAGCAGAUAGUUAUUGUCCUGACCAUCCCUGACAAAGGAGUAAUUGUUUUUGUGAUUAUUAGGUUUUUGAUUUGUCCUCCUUUCACUCAUUUCAUGUAUUUCACAUAUCUAACAAAGAAAAUAAAAGAUAAGACAAAAUAAAUAAAUACCUCAAGGAAGAAGAAAAAAAAAACAUUUCAACAACUGCACUCAGCAACUCUUUCUUUCAUAAAACUACACUCACAUGUAGCUAUAGUGGUGUACACUGAUUCAUGGAGAAUUCAUUAAACAAAUUUGACAUGAUUGGUCACUCGCUUCUGCUCUCGACCAAUCAGCGCAGUGUUGCUAUGCCUUAUCAGCUCGCUGAUUGGCUGACACAGCUGUCACUCAUUCAUCAAGUCAACGUUCCAGUGUGAUUUUCUUUUUGCCAAAGAUCAUCAACUCCGGCCGUCAAGAUAACUCACGUCUUCACGGAGUUUGCGCUGAAUAUGACCUGUCGUGUCGUGAUAACGGUGUUCGCCUCCCAACCCACCGCCCACCACGGCCCUCACCUGUGUGUUGCGGUGCUUCCCUUGUGAGCCGACCUGGGCUGGCAGUCCCUUCUUGCACCGCCCGCCAACUCCGCCCAUGGUCAGAAUGACGCGCUCCAAGACCUUCCAGGCGUACCUGCCGAGCUGCCACCGGACGUACAGCUGCAUCCACUGCCGAGCUCACCUGGCCAACCACGACGAGCUCAUCUCCAAGUCGUUCCAGGGCAGCCAAGGCAGAGCCUACCUGUUCAACUCAGUGGUGAACGUCGGCUGUGGCCCUGCAGAGGAGAGAGUCCUGCUCACAGGCCUGCACGCUGUAGCAGAUAUCUACUGUGAGAACUGCAAGACCACCCUGGGCUGGAAAUACGAACAUGCCUUUGAGAGCAGUCAGAAGUAUAAAGAGGGCAAGUUCAUCAUCGAGCUGGCUCACAUGAUCAAGGACAACGGCUGGGACUGAGGGACGAGCAACCGGGACACGAACGCAGCAGAGGAGAGGGAGGGUGGGGGGGUUGGAUGGACAAAUGGACGGAUGGUAGGGAGGGAGGGACGGGGGUCGUGUGUGGUGGGUGAGUGUGUGACUUUGGUUUGGCUGAUUUACCAUUAACCUCUGUAACUCUCUGCCCAUCCCUCCCUACCACACCUCUUGAUGUACACACUCACAAACAACACACAUCAAGGUCCCAGACAUCCCAGCUUGACAGAGAGACAGACAGGCAGGCUUGUACGCAGCUAGCAGGACUAGAUGACUGGCCAGCAAGAUGUCUCAUUCUCACGUUUGUUUUUUUUACUGAAUAUAACUCUUCAAAAAGGUGGCAACAUUCCCUCUAAACCUGCUAGAAGACGUCUCCAUUGUGUUAAGUACUAACAAAAAUGUUGAAAACCAGUUUGUUAACGGGUCAUUCAGUGGAAAUUUAGCCAGAAGCGGGGCGGUUAUGCCGGCCUGGCGGGGUUCAUUGGCCUUGGUUGAAGAGCUGACGGGCAUUCACUGUUCUCAGCUUGAAUCAGAUGACCUAAGAUGAUUAUAGCAAAUCCAGCUGAUCGGGGCCAUGCCAGCUGGGCCAGUGAUGAGGCCUCGCGCUGAGGCCUGGCACAGAGGCCCAAGCACAUGGGCGUUGGGUUGUGGCGCGGGGGUGGGUGCAGGGAUUGCCACCCACCAGGCCGCUCUCUGAACAUGGUGAGGAGAGGAAGAUCCUGAUCCAGUUAUGCGGUGGCUUUAAUGGCCUCUGGCUGGGAUUCACUCCAUGUCUUGCCAGUGAUGCAGCUCAGGACGGGCUGAGAGUGAAAGAGAGACGACCACCAGCUUGUCCUAAAACCUCACAGGAAUUUGCCCUCGCAGCAGCAAAGCAGCUCCCCUGGGUUUUAUUCAUCCUUUAAUACAACGAGUCAUGUAAAGUGAUCUGCUGAUCCUCCCCGUGUUUGUCUGGUGUCGGUCGGACGCAUCGCUGCGUCCACCUUUGUUACUUGGCCAGAUAGAAUUACACAACAUAAGCGUGUCUCAGGUGAACAACUUUGGCUGGGAUUCCCAAAAGGCUUGCGAGCACUGUGAGCAUCUGUCUGCUGUUGGAGGUCGAAGGUGACGAAGCUCUGCAGGCUAGUGAUCGGUCAGAUACGAACACAACCCCUGCUAUCGUGCAAAUAACAGUGUGAUUUGAAGAAACUGACAAAUGCCCAAAGCAUAAGUGGUUUCAUGGGCCAAGGGAAAAUGCAAAUAGUAAAGAAAUUAACACAGAAAGUAAAUUAUUACUUUUACUGAAGUUACGAGGUAUAUACAUGACCACAGAGGUGUGUACAGUAGAUGUAUAAAAGGUAUCACUCUUAGGCUCUCUUUCAGUCUGGGAUGACUGCUGUUUAACUGCUGAUCUUCACUAACUGGCCCUCACAAAACAUAACAAACCUACUGGGCAACAUUAUGAAGCAAUGCACUAGAUAGACCGCUUAUUCUUUUGUUCUUUAAUGCGCCAACACAUUAUCUUCUUAGGUUUUGCCCACGUUUUAGAUCAUUUUUCUUCCAUCUCAGUUAGCUUAAAUAUUCCUCAUGUAUCAUGGCCCUUUGAGUUAUGACACCUGGGUAAUAUUUGAGGUAACAUUAAGGGGAAGCAUUGCUCAGGUACCUCGAUGCUACUUUUUCUUUGCGAUCCUACAUAAAGGGAUAGUUAGGGUGUUUUGCAGUGGGGUUGUAUGAGGAACUUAUCCAAAAGUGUACGCUCUAUCUAGAAUAUUUUUGCCGGGAGACAGUUAUACAGUCAAUGUUUCUGACGGGGAGCUGAAGCCGCUAUCUAUGCACCAGACUCCAUUGAAAAAAACUGUAAUUUUACCUCACAGAACACGGGUGUCUCAAGUCUACUCUUGCUGACUUUGGUGAAUCCGAACUAACCAAAGUCAUACAAUAACACAAACAAACUAACCAAUUGAUGCAGCAGUAGACCAGCAACCCUAAAGUAAAAUGAAAUUUGUUUUUAUAGCUGGAU
Sebastes umbrosus (honeycomb rockfish) is the source of this 3542-nucleotide messenger RNA. It is a transcript of the gene ypel2b, whose product is annotated as yippee-like 2b. Lineage: Eukaryota; Metazoa; Chordata; Actinopteri; Perciformes; Sebastidae. The transcript is spliced from 5 exons. Bases 1172 to 1531 code for a protein of 119 amino acids. The record is from RefSeq and is a predicted model, not a curated record.